UUCACAAAUUGUAUUAUCUCCUCAUCCAAUCCCCAGUUCCAGUGAGGUGUUUACUUUGUAUGAUGAGCAAAUCUCCAAUAUUGAAGAUUCACAAAUUGUAUUAUCUCCUCAUCCAAUCCCCAGUUCCAGUGAGGCGCUUACUUUGCAUGAUGAGCAAAUCUCCAAUAUUGAAGAUUCACAAAUUGUAUUAUCUCCUCAUCCAAUCCCCGGUUCUAGUGAGGCACUUACUUUGCAUGAGGGAAUAAAUUAUGAGGAUAUUCAAAGUCCAAGUCUUAUUCAGCUAUACAAAAAAAAGGAACCAAAUGACCCUUUUCACUUUAUAUUAUUUAGGAUGACAAAUAUUUUGAUAAAUUUCAUAAUUGCUGUAGGCCCUUGUCAGCCAUGUACAAAUAAAUUUCAAUAUCCUGUUACUAACAAGAGGAGCAUGAAUAUAACCUAUUAUAGAAAGGUUAAUAUAGAUGGUUCCCUCAACCCCAGAAAUUGGCUAUCUUAUAGCACUACUUUAGACAAAGUCUUUUGUCUAUAUUGUAUUAUGUUUGGUGGCCCUAAGUCCAAUACUUUUUGGACUCAACAUGGGGUAAAUAAUUGGAAAAACAUAAAGCGUGACUUAGAGAGACACGAAGCAUCUUCUCUUCAUAAAGAUUGUGAAUAUGCAAACAUGACUUGGCUUGCAAAUAAACGCAUUCAAGAUCAUUUGCUAUCAAAUAAGCUUGACAUAAUCAUGGAAAAUCGUAAUAUAGUUCAUAAUAUUAUCAAUGCCAUUAUGUACCUUAUAAAAUGUAAUAUAGCCUUUUGGGGUUCUAAUUCGAAUGAAGGUAAUUUUAUGUGUCUCAUAAAAUUAAUGGCAAAAACGGUUCCAACUUUACGUGCAUACAUGGAUAACAACGAAAAAUUGCAGAGAAAAAAAUCAGAUAAAAUUUCGAGACCUUAUAUAAAUUUACUGUCAUAUGGCCACGUGAAAAAAAUAACUGAAAUUAUUAAGAUAAAAAUAACAAAAAGCAUUAUUCAAACAAUUAAAGAGAAUCGUGCCUAUAGCAUCAUAUUAGAUGGAACAUAUAAUGUGUCUAAAAAAGAAUGCAUAGCUUUGCUUGUACGGUAUAUAGAAGAUGAUCUGCAUCCACAUCCUGUAGAAAGGAUCAUACAUGUUUUUACAACAUCAGAAACCACUGGGGAAAAUAUAAAGAAACAUGUUUUUUCUAAGUUAAAUGAUCUUGGUCUUCCUGAUUAUUUGGUUGGACAAAGUAUGGAUGGUGCAGGGAAUAUGAGAGGAGUAUACAAAGGAAUGCAGGCUUUAAUAUUGAAAGAGGCUCCAAAAGCCAUCUAUAUUUGGCAAUGGGAAUAUUAG
Molecule: messenger RNA, 1345 nt
Organism: Gordionus sp. m RMFG-2023
Lineage: Eukaryota; Metazoa; Nematomorpha; Gordioida; Chordodea; Parachordodidae
Exons: 6
Coding region: 332-1345 (337 amino acids)
Source: RefSeq, a predicted model, not a curated record